Messenger RNA from Mucor mucedo, 1169 nucleotides. Its product is annotated as nucleoside phosphorylase domain-containing protein. Gene Ontology annotation, biological process: nucleoside metabolic process. The record is from RefSeq and is a predicted model, not a curated record. Lineage: Eukaryota; Fungi; Mucoromycota; Mucoromycetes; Mucorales; Mucoraceae. Gene Ontology annotation, cellular component: cytosol. The transcript is spliced from 3 exons. Gene Ontology annotation, molecular function: S-methyl-5-thioadenosine phosphorylase activity. The coding region runs from base 89 to 985 and encodes 298 amino acids.
UUAUCUUUUUCCCCAAAACCCAAAUUAAACCUUUUUUUUUUUCUCUCUUUUCCCCUUUCCCAACAGAAUUUUUUUUUAACAGUAAACAAUGGUCAACAGCAACGAUGUCAAGAUCGCCGUUAUUGGUGGUUCCGGUCUCUAUAACCUCGAAGGUCUUGAAGUGAUUGAGGAAGUCAACCCCGAAACCCCUUGGGGAUUUGCCAGUGACAAAAUCGUUAUCUCCAGACUUCCUAGCGGUAACAAGAUUGCUUUCUUGGCUCGUCAUGGUCGUGGACAUUAUUUAACCCCCACCGAAGUCCCUGUCCGUGCCAACAUUGCCGCUCUCAAGUCUCUCGGUGUUGAGGUCAUCAUUGCCUUCUCUGCCGUCGGUUCUCUUCGUGAAGAAAUUCCCCCCUGUGAUUUUGUCUUGCCCGAUCAAUUGAUUGAUCGUACUCGUGGUCUCCGUGCCUCCACUUUCUUUGGUGAAGGUUUGGUUGCUCACUGUGGUUUUGCCGAGCCUUUCCAUGCCGGUCUUGCCGCCUUGAUCGCCAAGCACGAAAGUGUCCUUGAGUUUGGCGCUAAAUUGCACUCUAAGAAGACAGCCGUCUGUAUGGAAGGUCCUGCUUUCUCUACUCGUGCUGAAUCUCACAUGUACCGCUCUUGGGGUGGUGAUGUGAUCAACAUGUCUGCUUUGCCCGAAUCCAAGUUGGCUCGUGAAGCUGAGAUCGCUUAUCAAAUGAUUUGUAUGUCCACCGAUUACGAUUGUUGGAGAGUGGAUGAAGAGGCUGUCACUGUCGAGACCGUCAUGAAGAACAUGGGUAACAACGGUAAGAACGCAAAGACUUUGUUACACGCUCUUUUACCCGAUCUUGAACAAGCUGUUCUUGAGGAUACCCUCGAACCCAGAAUUAAGGGUUCCAUGAAGUUCUCUGGCAUGACUGCCAAGGAGAAGAGAAACCCUGAAACCGUUGCUAAAUUAGAAUAUAUCUUGCCUGGUUACUAUUAGACAAUAAAAAUAGAAAUAGAGACACACGCUUUCAACUAACAGACUCUUGGAUGGAGAUUCAAUGGGAGUUGACAUUCUCCAAAUAUCAGAUGGUGUCUUGGGAGCAUACGAAGGUGCCCAAGGAGAUAAUUGCUGAAUUGGUUUAUUCAUGCGAUCUUUACAUUUCUGCUGAUAAUGCUGCUGA